Molecule: messenger RNA, 1444 nt
Organism: Dioscorea cayenensis subsp. rotundata (Guinea yam)
Lineage: Eukaryota; Viridiplantae; Streptophyta; Magnoliopsida; Dioscoreales; Dioscoreaceae
Product: probable serine/threonine-protein kinase PBL16
Exons: 6
Coding region: 227-1339 (370 amino acids)
Biological process (GO): protein phosphorylation
Molecular function (GO): ATP binding; protein kinase activity
Source: RefSeq, a predicted model, not a curated record
UCGCAAACACACACAUCAGAGGUUUUAAUUGAAAAAGUUGUUGGUUGAUGUUUCCAUCACUAGUUGCUUUGAACAUUCAAGGGUUCAUUGUGUAUUCUUUUCCUUUAUUAGUUUUAUAAGUCUUUCCCGUUUGUCUGUCCAUAUGCUAAACAAAAACCUCUCUUUCGCUCAAGUGGAGAUGGUAACUUGGUGAGGGGGGAAGUGUGGUUUUGUUUCUGAGGUAUUAAUGGGUAAUUGUGCGUUUAGGGGGAGCCCAUCCAUCUACAAAGUUUUCUCAAAUGCAAAAUCUGAAUCUCCGAAAGAGCAGAGCCCUUCAGUGAAAGAGGAGAAGCAAGACCAAAAAUUGCCGUCAAAUCCCGAGGAAGUUGAGGACUUGCGCCGGGACUCGGCUGCCAAUCCAUUGGUAGCAUUCACUUUCAAUGAGCUGAAAACAAUUACCAGCAAUUUCAGACAAGAUUAUGUUCUAGGAGGUGGUGGUUUCGGAAGUGUUUAUAAGGGAUUUAUCACUGAAGAUCUCAGGGAGGGGAUUCAACCUCUUCAAGUUGCUGUUAAAGUCCAUGAUGGUGAUAAUAGCUAUCAGGGACAUAGAGAAUGGCUGGCUGAAGUUAUAUUUCUCGGGCAGCUCUCGCAUCCAAAUUUGGUGAAAUUGGUCGGAUAUUGCUGCGAGGAUGAGCACAGAGUUCUUAUUUAUGAGUACAUGCCUCGGGGAAGCGUGGAAAGCAAUCUAUUUUCAAGAGUAUUACUUCCACUCCCAUGGUCCAUCAGAAUGAAAAUUGCAUUAGGUGCUGCGAAAGGACUUGCCUUCCUUCAUGAUGCCACGAAGCCAGUUAUAUACCGAGAUUUUAAAACAUCUAAUAUAUUGUUGGACGAGGAGUACAAUGCUAAACUUUCGGAUUUUGGACUUGCGAAAGAUGGACCAGUUGGUGACGAGUCCCAUGUUUCUACUCGAAUAAUGGGGACAUAUGGAUAUGCAGCUCCAGAAUACAUUAUGACAGGCCAUUUGACAGCGAGGAGUGAUGUAUACAGCUUCGGAGUUGUACUACUUGAGCUACUUACAGGCCGGAAGUCAUUAGACAAGUCUCGUCCGGUUAGAGAACAGACCCUCACUGAUUGGGCACUGCCAAUGCUGACACAGAAGAAGAAAUUGCAUGGCAUUGUAGAUCCUCGGUUGAACGGAGAUUACCCGAUCAAAGGUGUGCACAAGGCGGCCAUGCUCGCUUACCAUUGUCUGAACCGUAACCCAAAGGCAAGGCCUCUCAUGAGAGACAUCGUCGACUCCUUGGAACCUCUUCAGCUAUCUUUAGAGACACUGGAAGUUGAUCAAAACCAGCAGUUAUAAUGUUAAAUGUUGUAUUACUGAGAUGAACCUUCUGCAGAAAUUUCUGAUACCAUGUUAUGACGAUAAGUUUACAACGAACAAAUUUAAUUUACUGAAUUUUCUGAA